Messenger RNA from Cordyceps militaris CM01, 741 nucleotides. RefSeq names its product 37S ribosomal protein Rsm25. Gene Ontology annotation, cellular component: mitochondrial small ribosomal subunit. The record is from RefSeq and is a predicted model, not a curated record. Gene Ontology annotation, molecular function: structural constituent of ribosome. NCBI's taxonomy places the organism in Eukaryota, Fungi, Ascomycota, Sordariomycetes, Hypocreales, Cordycipitaceae. Bases 1 to 741 code for a protein of 246 amino acids. The transcript has 2 exons.
AUGCGUGGCCGCCAAAUCAGACCCGCGCGGGUGCUGCAGAGCGUCCAGGAGGAGCUCAAGAGCACCGUCAUGGGCAGCGACAAGACGUACAAGCCGCCCUGGCUCAACAUUGUCUCCUCGGUUCCCCCGUCCGAGACGCUCAUCCGACCGAUCCCCACGCAGCACGCCACCGCCUUUGGCGGCAGCAAAAAGGCGCGCAAGCCGCACAACAUUUACCGCCCGCAAAAGAUCGUCUACAUCGAGGACAAGCUGCGUGCGGCCUUUUACAAGGACCACCCGUGGGAGCUGGCGCGCCCGCGAAUCAUCCUCGAGUCGGACGGCAAGGACAGCCAGCGCUGCGACUGGAGCAAGGGCGUGCGCCAACCAGGCGUGGCCCUGACCGGAGAGAGUGUCGUUCAACGCCAAUUGUAUCUCAUGGAAGCCGGGCAGAUGACACAGAACAAGGCCUACGAUACGGCACGCCAUGAAUUCUACAAGUUGCGCCAGGCUGAGGAAAUCGAGCGCAGGGUCGCCCUCGAGGAGGCCCGACACGUCGGCGCCUACUUUGGCAAGACAAGAGGCGACGUGGGCAUGAUGCUCGAGGACCACGAGUUCGAGAACUGGAAGGUUUGGGCCGGCAAGGAGACGGCAGCGCGGCAGGCGCGCGAGGCCUCGGAGGUGGAAACGUUUGACCCCGAAGAUGCCCUGUCUAGCACGGAGGCAGGUCCUGCCGGCUCUGCUGAGGCGCGGCCGUCAGCAUAA